This is a messenger RNA of Recurvomyces mirabilis, 1974 nucleotides long. RefSeq names its product Vacuolar fusion protein mon1 (gene MON1). Gene Ontology annotation, cellular component: Mon1-Ccz1 complex; fungal-type vacuole membrane. NCBI's taxonomy places the organism in Eukaryota, Fungi, Ascomycota, Dothideomycetes, Mycosphaerellales, Teratosphaeriaceae. The transcript has a single exon. The record is from RefSeq and is a predicted model, not a curated record. Bases 1 to 1974 code for a protein of 657 amino acids. Gene Ontology annotation, biological process: protein targeting to vacuole; vesicle-mediated transport.
AUGCAAGACGAUUUGAAGCCAACGUUAGGGGAGCAGGACCGGAGCUUGUCAUUGACGAAAUCGCCCCCGGAAGCCCCUAGGACCGACCAUGAUGAGUUACGAAGUAUUCCAGGAGAUACGGUUCCAUCAGUCGAAGUCUCACGGGAGCUGACGCCACCACCAUUACCCCCUCGACCCCGUCUCGAAGUACAAGGUCGACCGGCAACGUCUAGUGGGAGCUCACUACGACUGUCGAAGAGGACGUCACGGCCGCAGCUACUUUCCCAACCUACGACUGCGCUGUCGUUGACGGAUGUCCAUCCGCAGGGACGCCUAGAGUCUGGAAGCCUACAGAGCUCUCCGGCUAGCCGUCCGGUCUCUCGCAAGCAAAGUGCCAGCCACCUAGGACGGUUCGCUGGCAGUAGCGAGAGCGGUGGUGAUGAUUCAGCGAGUCUGAGAAGCUAUGCGCCCACGCUAGACGCUCGUCUGGAUGGCGAAAGUCUUCUUGGUGGUCUGGUAGAGACCGAGGAGACACCGGCAUGGCGAGCACUAAGCGCUCAAAUUGAAAGGGAUGAUCCCUUUGGCAAUAUUGAGACUGUAGAUAACGAAUUCAGCUCACAACUCGAGCACGAAUUUGACAGUCUCGAGACUGGCGAGAACGAUCUCAGGACCGAGGAUGAUUUACUAGAAUUGUGGAAGGCAAAGCUGAAGCACUUCUUUAUCCUUUCCGCUUCUGGUAAACCUAUCUACAGUCGGCAUGGUGACGAUCAUCUCAUCAGUCAUUAUAUUGGCGUCGCUCAGACCAUAAUAUCGUUCUACCAAGGGGCCGACGAUCCAUUGAAGAGCUUCACUGCUGGCGAUACCACAUUUGUCAUGGUUGCUAAGGGCCCUCUAAAUCUAGUGGCAGUCAGCAGGCUAGGUGAAAGCGAACCACAGUUACGGACUCAGCUGGAGUCACUCUAUAUGCAGAUCUUGUCAACUCUGACGCUACCCAGCAUUGAGAAGAUGUUCUCGAAACGACCUUCCACAGAUCUGAGACGCCCACUAGAAGGUACAGAUGUCCUCCUCGAUGGUCUCGCCGAUGGGUUUACACGUGGAUCACCAUCAACACUACUGUCAGCACUAGAAUGCCUACGUCUCCGCAAGACUCACCGACGCACGAUCAACGAGACACUCCUCAAAGUAAGAUCGCCAAACCUGCUAUAUGGUCUCAUAGUAGCGGCGGGCCGCUUGGUAAGUGUCGUCCGACCCAAAAAGCACUCCCUACACCCAGGCGAUCUCCACUUAAUCUUCAAUAUGCUCUUCGAAGCCGGCAGCGUCAAAGCGAGUGAUGGCGAGAAUUGGGUCCCCCUCUGCCUUCCUGUCUUCAACAACACAGGCUACCUUUACAUGUACGUAAGCUUCUUCUCCACCUCCUCGUCUCCAAGCAGCAACAACGACACCACAUCACAGACUGGGAGCGAACGACCGGCCUCAAAAGUCAAAGACGACGAGCUCGCUAUCGUCCUCAUCUCCGCCAACCGCGAGUCCUUCUACGAACUCCGCAAAAUGCGCGACGACCUCGUGCUCCAACUCGAGAAGAACCAAAGCAUGUCCCUGAUCAAAACAGCCAUCCACGCCGGCCAUCAACCCUGCACAGACAUCGUCCCAGGAACACCACUCCGCCACUUCCUGUACAAAUCCCGUGGGAAUGUCCAAUUCACAAUGCCCUCAUUCGAACCACAUUUCCAUGGUCUAGUGGCCAAAAGGAAACUGAUGUCCUUAUACGCUUCGUUGCAUGAGAACUUGCAUUCGCGGACGGCGAAGACGAAGGUGGUGCAUGUUGUGGGGAAAGAGGCGACGGCUUUGGCGUGGGAGACGCCUUUGUUUGAGUUGUUCUGUGUGGCGGGGCCAGGAGCAACCAGGAGUCAGUUGGCAGCUGGGGCUAAUCGGGUUGUGCAGUGGGUGCGGAGGGAGGAGGAGAGGGUAUUUAUUAUUGGUGGGGCUGUCUUCUGA